Messenger RNA from Helicoverpa zea (corn earworm), 2567 nucleotides. RefSeq names its product protein artemis-like. The coding region runs from base 1030 to 2154 and encodes 374 amino acids. NCBI's taxonomy places the organism in Eukaryota, Metazoa, Arthropoda, Insecta, Lepidoptera, Noctuidae. The transcript is spliced from 3 exons. Gene Ontology annotation, molecular function: 5'-3' DNA exonuclease activity; damaged DNA binding. The record is from RefSeq and is a predicted model, not a curated record. Gene Ontology annotation, biological process: double-strand break repair via nonhomologous end joining; interstrand cross-link repair; protection from non-homologous end joining at telomere.
ACAGUUUCUUUAGCAUUUAUAAUAUAAGCAUUAUUUAUAAGGAUAAUUAUACAGAUUUUUAUUGUUAACUUUUUUCAGAGCCAGAGAUAAUUCACUUCAGAGCUAACAAACCUUCAGUCAUGUUUGAACUUAAUUCCAAGUCUAUUAUCAGCGUGUUGAAAGAUCUCUUAAAAUCGAAGACUGUACAUAAGUAUAUGGACACGUUUUCAAAAGAAGCUGCUGUUAUAUACCGUACAUUUAAACAUGAAAUGGAUAAAGUGCAAAGAAGCAAGGCCAAGGAGCAAUAAUACUUGCUAAAUGGUAUUGACAAUGAAGCCCCGUUAAAAGGGCUCUGAAAGUAAAUAAAAAGUAAACAUAAAUAAUCGAAGUUUUUUAUUUAUAAUAAAAAAACGACUUCCGACAAUCUAUGUAAUUUCAUGGCGAAAAAACUGCUAUUCAGUUUCAAAAAAUAUGUUAAAGUUUGUUAAAGUACUGCCAGUUAUGUAUCCAACCCCCGAGUUUAGUGUAAAAUUUAUUUGAUUUAAAUGAUCAACUGCGUUGAUGAGGAGUAUUUUUCUGUUUGCAAAGAAACUGCUUUGGCACUAUUUUCUUUCUUUAGUGAACCUAUAUAAACAUAUGGUUUAGAAAAUUACAAAACUCUCGAUAUUAAGAGGACUAUAAUAGGAACUUUGGGAAAUUGAAGUUAUUUAGAUGGUAACAUUUAAUUGACUGUCAUUCUGUCAUUAGUGUCAUUUUGAAAAUGACAUCAUGUUUAUUUAUUUACGUACUGAAUUUGUGAAAUUGUAAUAAAUGAAUUUAUAAAAGAUCGUCGAUUAAAUAUAGAAAGUAAUAACUUCAGCAUUAUACAAGCUAAACGCCUAAAGCUCAAGGCUUUGAGUACAGGCCUCGAUAAGAAUCGACUAGGCCUUUUUCUAUGCAAAAAACGAAUCAGAUUCCCGCGCAUUGAAUAUCGACAUUAUUUCUCCAGAUUUCGUCUCAAAACGUGUUUCAAUUACAAAAUAAAGUAAACAAAUAUAUAAAAACUUAAAUAUGCGUUCCGCUUUCAACGGCCAUAUUGACGAAAUACCAUUUAUACUCGUCGAUAACUUCGAAAAUGAUCUGAACAAGAACGCGUAUUUUCUUAGCCAUUUUCAUGGUGAUCACGUUUUUGGGCUCGGUGAAGAUCGCUUAAGGCAUAGACUAAAGAGAAAUAAAGCGUUUAUUUACGCUUCUGAAGUCACUGUGGCGAUUAUAAAGAAGGAAUGUCCAUUGCUGUAUCCAUAUUUGAAAGUUUUGGAGCUAGGCCGAAACACAAUCUCAAUAACAUACAAUGAAAAAGAAAUAUUCCUAAACGUAAUCACAUUACCGGCCGGUCACUCUUUCGGCUCCACCAUGUUCCUAUUCCAACAUGAAAACAAAAACAUUCUAUACACCGGAGACUUCAGAAUAACACGCAACAGCGUAGCCAAGUACACACAUUUACAUCACAACGGAGACCCAAUUACGUUAGACGUGUUAUACGUAGAUACGACGUUUCAGAAUAUACCUACGUUCCCUAAAAGGUCAGAUGUGGUUCGUAAUGCGGCGGUCCAUAUCAAGAAUUGGUUGAAUCUAAGCAAAGAACACAGAGUUGUGUUGUUGACGUCUGCUGGCUAUGGUUAUGAAGCGGUCUGUAAUGUUAUUUUUGAAGAAACUGGGAUGAAGACCUAUGUUGACGGUUUUCAUUGGGAUAUUUAUAGCCAAUUCCCAAAAGAAUUGUAUGGUACCACAAAUGACCCACAAUCCCCCAUAAGUCUUUGUACUAAAUACAGACAUACUAAAAACUCGGACCCUUUAGAACUUCAAGUUUACUUCUCUGCCCUAAAAUGGGGGGAUAAGCAGAAUCUUCUUGAAGAAUACUUGACAAUUAAGCAGAAUAGAAUAGAAGUAUGUUUUUCAACCCACUGCGGAAGAGAUGAAUUGUUACACUUUAUAAAUUAUUUUAAGCCAAAUAAAAUUGUAGGAUUUCCUAACGAGUUUGAUAAGUAUAAUGUGGUAGAUUUUUUAAAUAAUGAUUUUGAUGAUGAAGUUGAAAAUGUAAAGAUUUUACCUAAGAAGAGGAGAGUUAUGAAGAAGGCAGAAAGAGUUGGGAAGAGAGUAAAGGAGAGUGUUUUGAAUGAUGUGUUCGAAUUUUGAAUGAAUUUUUUUUAUAUAGUUUCAUGGAUUAAUUUGUUUUUUUUUUUGCGAGGAUUUGUUUUUUUGGUUUUCUUUAACAGUUUUUUAUUGACUGAAUAAAAUUCAUACUUAGAUUUUAAUGUGAAUUUAUGAAUGUACUGAAUGUAAUAGCGCUUUCACACUAGCAGACACAGUAAUAAAUCCGUAAUUGUGAAACCACUGUUAGAUGAAAAAUAAAAUUAUAUUGUCGUUGUUUUUGUCACAUUUUUACGACUGUGAUAUUAGGUUAAAAAUUAAAUUGACUGAAUUGGUAUAUAUACGGAUAUGUAUGACUGUAUACUUUUAAUGUAAUUUCCAAAAUAUAAAAAAUGUUGAAAAAUAAUGUGAUGUUAUAUAUUUCGUGCUAUUUUUGUAAUAAAAUGUGUUGCUCUAUA